Messenger RNA from Cornus florida, 1086 nucleotides. RefSeq names its product oleosin Ara h 10.0101-like. Gene Ontology annotation, biological process: lipid storage. Lineage: Eukaryota; Viridiplantae; Streptophyta; Magnoliopsida; Cornales; Cornaceae. Bases 52 to 483 code for a protein of 143 amino acids. The record is from RefSeq and is a predicted model, not a curated record. Gene Ontology annotation, cellular component: membrane; monolayer-surrounded lipid storage body. The transcript has a single exon.
UAUACACAUAUAGGUAUAGCAGCAAUAUUGCAAAUGCAUUCAUAGACAAGUAUGGCGGAAGAUCAAAAACAGCUAGAAUAUGGUGAAACCCAACGCCAAGUCUCUGGCACGACGGUGCUCUACUCAUCCCUCGCCGGCGUUGCCGUUGGAGGACCGCUCUUGGUGAUGAUGGGGUUCAGUUUUCUGGCAACAGUGACACUACUCCUUGUAACCUCUCCACUCCUUAUCAGCUUCAGCCCUCUCUUGUUUUUUGCCGCCUUUGUACUUGUGUCCAUCAUGGCCGGGUUUGCCACCACCGCGGCCACCGCACUUGUCGGAAUUUCUUCCUUUGUGUGGAUUUUCCGGUCAUUUCGGGGCAUAAGAGCCUGUCUUGGCUUCGACGAGGAUAAAUUGGAGUCAGGUGAGAUGGUGGUGGAGCAAGGUGAGGAUUUUGCAGGGUAUUUGGAGCAGAUGGUGCAGGACCAGCAUGAAAAAGGAAAAUGAGUGUGGAAGUUGAAAAGUUCUUAAGCUUUGUUUGGUUGAGUUUUCUGUAACUUUUCUUUUUUCUUGUAACUUUUGAUAAUAAAGAUGCAAAUUAAAUUCUUUUUUUUUUUUCUUCUUCAAUUUCUAAAAGUAACUUCUUUUUUUUUUUUUUUUGAAAAAUGAGAGAAUUCUCUAAGUUAAUGAAGUUUUAAGUAGGAAGGUGAAUAAUUAAUGAGAAAUGGUGAAGGCAUUUUAGUACAAUGUGAGUCACAGGUUUUAAAGACAAUACUUAAUUUGAAACCGAGAGACUAUUAUAUAGAAUAAUUAUAAGUGGGUUUGAUCCCAAGAGGGAACAACCAAACAGAAUAAGAUCUGCGAAGCCCAAAAUCAGGCUAAGCCCAAACAACAGACCAAAACAAAUAGCUUUUCUCGGUUGCAAGUUGGAAUUCCUUUUUUAACCAAAAAAAAGUUGGAAUUCCUUUUCAAAAGGGCACCAAAGCAAAAGCCCAGCUAAGAUUUCGGUACUAAACAUAACUUUAAUUUGUUCAGAAUUAAAGUCAACUGUUGGAAUUCCUUUUUUAACCAAAAAAAAAAAAAAGGUUGGAAUUCCUUUUCAAAAGGGCA